Molecule: messenger RNA, 1663 nt
Organism: Syngnathoides biaculeatus (alligator pipefish)
Lineage: Eukaryota; Metazoa; Chordata; Actinopteri; Syngnathiformes; Syngnathidae
Gene: idh3a
Product: isocitrate dehydrogenase (NAD(+)) 3 catalytic subunit alpha
Exons: 12
Coding region: 61-1215 (384 amino acids)
Biological process (GO): isocitrate metabolic process; tricarboxylic acid cycle
Cellular component (GO): mitochondrion
Molecular function (GO): magnesium ion binding; NAD binding; isocitrate dehydrogenase (NAD+) activity
Source: RefSeq, a predicted model, not a curated record
GACUAUUUGCAGCUGCUGCUGGACUGCCCCAUCGACCUUGUGGCUAGCUACGAGCUAAGAAUGGCGGGGAAUGCAUGGAGGUCAGCGAUUGUUAACCUACUCAGAAAAUGGAGUUUAAAGCUCAGUGGCCAAGAUAAAAACAAGGCAAAGGAAGUGCAGCAUGUGGCAGGGGCCUUGAGAAAACAGAACAGGACAUUCUCUCAUGGGAUGCAUACUGUUACUUUGAUACCCGGUGAUGGAAUUGGACCAGAGAUCUCCACUGCUGUCAUGAAGAUAUUUGAAGCAGCUCAAGCACCGAUUCAGUGGGAGGAGAGAAAUGUUACUGCCAUUAAAGGUCCUGGCGGAAAGUGGGUGAUUCCUCCAGAUGCCAAAGAAUCAAUGGACAGGAACAAAAUGGGUCUGAAAGGUCCUUUGAAGACACCAAUUGCUGCAGGUCAUCCCUCCAUGAACCUUCUCCUGAGGAAAACCUUUGACCUUUACUCCAACGUGCGCCCCUGUGUUUCCAUCGACGGCUACAAGACCCCCUACACGGACGUGAACCUCGUCACCAUCAGAGAGAACACCGAGGGGGAAUACAGUGGGAUUGAACAUGUGAUUGUUGAUGGAGUUGUGCAGAGUAUAAAACUCAUUACUGAGCAAGCCAGCCAACGCAUUGCAGAAUAUGCAUUUGAAUAUGCAAGAAACAAUAAGCGGGCCAGUGUUACUGCUGUUCACAAGGCUAACAUAAUGCGCAUGUCAGAUGGGCUCUUCCUUCGAAAAUGUAGAGAGGCUGCUGAAAGGAAUAAAGAUAUUAAGUUUACUGAGAUGUACUUGGAUACUGUGUGCCUCAAUAUGGUCCAGGAUCCUACACAGUUUGACAUUCUGGUGAUGCCAAAUUUGUAUGGAGACAUCCUGAGUGACCUCUGUGCUGGACUCAUCGGUGGACUUGGAGUGACCCCCAGUGGAAACAUCGGCACCAAUGGUGUUGCCAUCUUUGAGUCUGUUCAUGGAACUGCCCCAGAUAUAGCAGGAAAGGACAUGGCCAACCCCACAGCCUUGCUGCUCAGUGCAGUCAUGAUGCUGCGCCACAUGGGCCUGCAUGACCACGCAAAGAGGAUCGAGACUGCCUGUUUCGACACCAUUCGAGACAAAAAGGUGCUCACCGGAGAUCUCGGAGGAAAGUCAAAGUGCUCUGAAUUCACAGAAGCAAUUUGUCAACGAGUACGAGAUCUUUAAUAGUAAUUGUCUAAUGUUUGCAUCACUAUGUUCCAAACCAAAACACAUGAAAAAAAUUAUACGUAUUUUAAUGCAUAAUAAAACUGUCUCAGGAUUUGCCAUCCUGAAUAUCUUUUUGUUAUUUGCAUCUGUCUCUUCAAAGCUACAGUUACUUUGUAAUCAGUAUGCAUUUUGUUCUGCUUAAGGAGGGUAUCAAGGAGACUAUUACAGUAAUUAUUAUCAUUAUCAUGAGACUGGUGUGUGUUGAUAACUACUAUACUGUAGUUAUGCUCUACUGUGGAACUACACUUGAAUUAAAGUCAAGUUAUUACUAUUGUGAAAAUACCUUUAGAUUAUUUAUCAAAUUGAAGUCUAUUUGGACGGGAAAUAUUGAGAGGUGCUUUAAUGCUUUUCAUACAGCUUUGUGUCAGAUAUGAAUGUACUAUAUUACAUCAUAAUGCUAACAUGA